CUUUAAAGGUCGCUGUGCCACAGGACAAAGCACAGAGCGAGACUCAGGCCCCCAGCCAGAGUCCAGGUGAGAAGGGCCAAAAUAUGGAAGUGGUCCCUCCCAAGAGCAGGAUCAGCCCACCCAAAGCCUCAAGUCAGCAGCAAGGCUCGGUGCACAAACAAACCAAAAGCAACCUGAAGGUAACCUCCCCAGAGGACGCCCAGCACGUAAGCCGCAGACAGGCCUCCCCAAAUGGGACGGCCCCUUCGAAAGGGGACGCCAAAGGCAGCCGCACUGUCCCGCGAAGACACACAUUAGGGGGAGCGCGCGGCUCCCGAGAGAUCCUGGCUAUGCAGCCCCCAGACAUGGACAAGAAGCGGGAGGCCUUCCUUGAGCAUCUGAAGCAGAAAUACCCCCAUCAUGCCUCAGCGAUCAUGGGCCACCAGGAAAGGCUGCGAGAGCAGAGCAGAAGCCCCAAGCACGGCCCCAGCGUCGGCGAUCAGCUUGACCACCUAUCACUGGCCUCCCUGGAGUCGUUGGACGCCAUGUCCGAGUCCGACGCACCCACAGCCUUCACCCGCGGCAGCCGGGUUCGUGCUAGCCUGCCCGUGGUGCGAUCGACCAACCAGACAAGGGACCGCUCGCUAGGUGUGCUGUACCUGCAGUACGGUGACGAGACCAAACAGCUCCGCAUGCCCAACGAGAUCACCAGCAUCGACACUAUCAGAGCUCUGUUUGUCAGUGCCUUCUCGCAGCAGCUCAACAUGAAGAUGUUGGAGUCGCCCAGCGUCGCCAUCUACGUCAAAGACGACAUGAGAAAUGUGUACUACGAGCUCACUGAUGUCAGGAACAUCACAGAUCACUCCUGCCUGAAGGUUUACCACAAAGACCCAGCACAGGCCUUCAGCCACGGGCCAAGACCUGCCAAUGGCGAUGCCAGGAUGCAUAGCGAGAUGGUGCAUGCCAGUCGUGAUGGCCCGCACCCUCUGAGACAGCCCCCUAUGGGUCCCCCAUCACACCACCCCAUGCAGGGUGCACUUCCCUCGACUCCCCACUCCAUGCCCCCAUCCCCCUCCAGAAUCCCAUUUGGCCCACGGCAGGGUUCUAUACCUGGCAACGCCACUAUCCCAAGGGACCGGUUGUCUAAUGCCAACCCUCCGGCCCGCUCCAUCUCACCCUGUCCCAGUGCUAUCCUGGAGAGACGGGAUGUCAAGCCGGAUGAGGACAGGGGCGGUAAAAGCCACAGUCUAUCCAGGGGAAAUGAGGGAUUGUAUGCAGACCCAUACUUGCUCCAAGAUGGAAGAAUGGCCAUGGCUAGUGGACAUGGACCACACCCCAACCCUGGUUCUGAUGUUCCAGAUCAUGGCAUGGGGGGAUUUCACCGUGCCUCCAUCCGCUCCACAAGCUCUUACAGCGGGCCCAGCCCGACAGACAGUAUGGAUCACCCCUCUCUGUACAGGCAGAAGUCCAGAAACAGCCAGCUGCCUACUUUGGGCUCCAAGACUCCUCCCCCAUCCCCUCACCGUAUGGCUGAGGUACGGAUGAUUGACAUCCAUGGCGGGCCUCCUCAUGGCGGGCAUCCUCAUGGCAUGCCUCCUCAUGGCGGGCCUCCUCAUGGCGGGCCUCCUCAUGGCGGGCCACCUCAUGGGAUUCCACUUCAUGGCGUUCCACUUCAUGGCGGGUCACCUCAUGGCGGGUCACCUCAUGGCGGGCCUCCUCAUGGCGGGCCUCCUCAUGGCGUGCCACCACAUGGCGUGCCACCACAUGGCGUGCCACCUCAUGGCGUGCCACUUCAUGGCGUUCCACUUCAUGGCGGGCCACCUCAUGGUGUUCCCAUGGAAAGAAGCUCACCUGUGCGCCAAUCCUUCAGGAAGGAGGAAGUGGCAGGGACCAAGCCCCGGAACAGCAUGGGAUCACCUGUAGUUUCAGACCUCCAAGGUCACCUCCAGGGGCCCAUCCCAGCAGCCAGUGAACACCAUACACGAGUGCGAAUGAAGGCUAUGGAGCAACAGAUUGCCAGCUUGACUGGUCUUGUUCAGCAUGCACUUUUAAAGGAGCCAAACACUAGUGGCACCAAGGAGCUAAUAAGUGAGAGACCACCGAAGACAUCAUCCCCAGCCCACAGUUCAAACAGCUCAGGUGGUUCCCCAGUCUUGGCUCCAAAGAGCAGCGCAGCUCCUGCAGACAAGGGUCCAGUUCCUCUCAAAGUCAACCUCCUGCAGUUCAGGAAGAACGUUUCUGACCUCAGGAUGCAACUCCAUCAGAUGAGACAGCAGCAGCUCCAGAACCAGGAGGCCUUACGUGUCCAGCUGAGGCGGGCAGAGCAGGAAAUCAGUGUUACACUUGCAGAGGCCAUGCGGGGUCUGGAGGACCCUGUGCAGAGGCAGAGAGCUUUGGUAGAAGAGGACAGGCACAAGUACCUGGGUCUGGAGGAGCGUGUCCUCACACAACUCGGUGAUCUGGAGCAGUAUGUAGGCUCGCUGCAGAAAGACUCCGCAGCGACACACAGAGUCGUGACCCUGAAGGACGUGGAGGAGGGAGCGGUGACUCUGAGGAAGGUGGGAGAAUCUCUGGCAGGGCUCAAAGGAGAGUUCCCAUCCCUACAAACGAGGAUGCGGUCUGUGCUCAGGGUGGAAGUGGAAGCUGUCAAGUUUUUGAAGGAGGAGCCUCAUAAACUGGACAGCAUGCUGAAAAGGGUCAAGAGCCUGACUGAAACACUCAGCGGUCUGAGAAGAUGUGCUUCUGAGGUCCCUAAGAAAGCACCUGAGCCCUCUGCUAGUGUCGCAGUGGACAGCAGCCCUUCAGCAGCAGCAGUCCCUGCAGAAGCUCCACUGGAGCCCCAGAGCUCCACCAUUAAAUCAGAAGUGAUGCCUUCCUCUCCCGUGGUCAUCCAUCAUGUCCAGAGCGCCCCGGUCCAAAUGCAGCAGUCCCAGCAGUCUGCACCCCUCUCACACCCCCAGUCCAAACCCGAGCAAGAGUCAGGGCCGGGAAUCUCCCAAGGGGCAGCCUCGGAUCCACCGAGUCCUGCCCGUCCUAAGAAGACACAAGGGAACCCUGUGAAUAAUGGAAACGGCACUGCCAACCAGGGUGUUGUCAUAGAGGAGCUCCAGAACACUCAGGGCAAGAGCAAAAGUAGAGCUAUGUCCAUUGAGGCAGCAGAGAAAGAGUGGGAAGAGAGGAGGCAGAACUUGGGUCAUUAUGAUGGAAAAGAGUUUGAGAAGAUCCUCCUGGAGGCCCAGGCCAACAUGAUGAAGGGCAUUCCCAGUCUAGAGGUGGAAGAGAACACAGCACUGCCCACCGCUGCCACUGCAGAACAAGCAGACGCCCACAACCCUGUGGAAUCACCAACAGAAGAGCCCCAGUCUGAGCCUCAGUCCGACAAAACAGGCAGGAAGGCGCCUGAGAAACUCCCAAAGCCUGUGAUGGAGAAACCAGCCAAACCUGCACUGGAGAGACCCUCCAAGACUGCCAACAAGCCAGCCCCCACUGACAGUUUUACAAAGCAGGGGGCUGAAAGGUCCAGCAAGUCCCCACCACCUCCACCUCCUCCAAGGAAGACCUACUCCAGCUCGAGCUCAGGCAUGACCACCACACGCUCUGGCGAAGUGGUCUACACCAACAGGAAGGAUUCUGUCUCGGCACAGGAGGGUGAAGAGGACACUCCACCUCCCAGUCCCCAACCCAAACCCAACAAGGUUGCACCAGAGACUAAGCCGAAGCCAGCCACCCCUCCCCCCGUCACGGAUCCUGUUCCCAUAGAAGAGGAGGAUGAAGGGGACAAGAUCAUGGCAGAGCUCCAGAACGCCAGUGUCGCUUCCCCUACUAGUCGGAUGCCCGUCCCUUUGUCUGCGAAGUCCAGGCAGUCACCGGGUACUACUGACAAAGCAGGAAAACAGCAAAAACUGCAGGACGCUCAGAGGCAGUUCCGACAGGCUAACGGAAGUGCUAAAAGAGUGGGAGGGGAUCAUAAAACUACUUCCCCUACUAUUCCCAUCUCUAAAAUCCCUGCUUUUUAUCCUAGCUCUACUAAAGGCAGCCCCCAGUCUGCACCAAACUCAGAUGCUACUAAUCCCAUUAACCCUUCCUCCUCCUCUUCCUCCUCUUUGACAAAGUCCUCCACCCUGCCUUCUCACGCUCCUCGUUCCGGUUCCCAACCCUCCUCCCACAUCCCCUCCCUGUCUAACGGAUCCCUCAAACUCCCCACACCCUCACAGCACACAGGUAAAGCUCUUUCAUUCUCCUCGCAGACUCAGAAUGGUCGAGUGCACUCCUCCUCCUCCUCUUCAUUCUCCUCCUCCUCCUCUUCAUCCUCCUCCCCCUCCCCUCUGUCGCCCACACCUUUGGGCCCAGGUGGAAAGAGCAUCCGCACCAUACACACCCCCAGCUUCACCAGCUACAGGUCCCACAACGGCAGCAACGGCAAAUCCUGCAUCCCAACAGCCACAGCAGCUAAGGACACUACCUAGCCCCGUUACCGCCCCCGCUCUGGUUUUACCACACAGCAGGUAGAGCUGGUCAUGUUUCAUUUUAUAUACUUUUGGUUUGCUGUUUUUUUUUCUUCUCUCUUCUGUUUUUGAACUUUUUUGUAAAAGUAUUAAAUGAUUCACUCCCCCCCUCUUCAUGUUUUAUUUGACACUGGCAUUCUCGCACCGAUGCUUCUAUCUCCUUUUAAGUUGCAAUUUCCAGUUUUGAAACAUACUUACUUGGAUUCUGAUUCUUUCUUGGAGGUGUACCACAUGUUCUGACAAAAUAUUUUAUAAUGGAAUUUAGUUUUUACCACUUUGUAGUUGAAGUGGAAGUCUCUCAUGGUGUUGAAAAUCUAUUUUUCUUGCUGUAGCUAUGAAUAGGGAACAUAGAGUUGAUGUACAAUCACAAAAUACCAUGUACAAAUGUUGUUUUAUUUUUCAAACCAGAGAUUGAAUAAUCAUAGUAUAUUUAAUCUUCUAUGUUUCUUAUGUUGCCAGACACAACACAGCCCUUGUAAAUGCCUUUUAUGAGUGUAUACAGACAUUUUAAAGUUGAAUUCAUUAUUAACUUCUGCUUUCUAAGAGUAUUUUCUCAUUUUUCACCCAUUUGAACUGCCAAUUUAUUUUACAGAUCUGUAAAACUGGUAUCAUAAGUAAUACAAGUUUUCAUUUUAGUGUGCCUAUUUGCCAAAGUUGUUGUAUAAUGACUCACUUCAGGCCUGACCCAGUCACAAGAUUUAGGGGAAAUUACAUGUACUCUCUUGUGUGAUGGCUGAAGUGUUGACGACCUCAGUGUUUGUACUGCUGGUCUUGGUUUGUUAAGUUAACAUGUAUUGUUGUCUAAAUGUAAACUGUACUAAAAACAAAGUGAAUCAGUUCUACCACAUGUACAUAUAUGCUUCUACUAAGAAAAUAAGUAGUUUUGUUAACAUACCAAAGUUUAUUUGUAUGCAUGCCUUUCAAAUACUUUAGGAGAGUGGUGUAAAAGAAGAAUUAUGUUUGCACAGAUAGAUUUUGUAAAUAUCUGGUUUUCUCUCAUUUUUGUAAAGCUUUAAAUCAUACUAUAAAGGAGCAAUGUGGUAAGGACAAAAACUGUGUCGGAGUAGCAAAAAUAAAGACUUGCAUGCUUGUAAUGCAUUUAGCUUCAA
This is a messenger RNA of Cottoperca gobio, 5593 nucleotides long. Its product is annotated as KIAA1217 ortholog. The transcript has 19 exons. Gene Ontology annotation, cellular component: cytoplasm. The record is from RefSeq and is a predicted model, not a curated record. NCBI's taxonomy places the organism in Eukaryota, Metazoa, Chordata, Actinopteri, Perciformes, Bovichtidae. The coding region runs from base 84 to 4445 and encodes 1453 amino acids.